Messenger RNA from Heterocephalus glaber (naked mole-rat), 2447 nucleotides. It is a transcript of the gene Zw10, whose product is annotated as zw10 kinetochore protein. Lineage: Eukaryota; Metazoa; Chordata; Mammalia; Rodentia; Bathyergidae. The record is from RefSeq and is a predicted model, not a curated record. Gene Ontology annotation, biological process: mitotic spindle assembly checkpoint signaling; endoplasmic reticulum to Golgi vesicle-mediated transport; mitotic cell cycle. Gene Ontology annotation, cellular component: RZZ complex; nucleus; chromosome, centromeric region.
AGCCCGAGCGCGGAAUCCGGGGGCGGGAGGGGAGUGCCGCGCUGGCUGCUAGAGUGACCCACUGGGCUUCACGUUGCUGUCGCGGCGAUGGCUUCCUUCGUUACGGAAGUUUUGGCUCACUCUGGGAGCUUGGAGAAGGAGGAUCUCGGCACCCGGAUCUGUCGUCUGACCCGGCGGGUGGAGGAGAUCAAGGGUGAGGUGUGCAGUAUGAUCAGCAAGAAGUACAGUGAGUUCCUUCCAAGUAUGCAGAGUGCGCAAGACCUGGUUAUCCAGGUGGAUAAGUUAUCUGAUGACAUUGACCUGUUGAAAUCCAGGAUAGAGAGUGAGGUCCGCCGGGAUCUUCAUGUAUCGACUGCUGAAUUUACAGACUUGAAGCAACAACUGGAAAGAGACUCAGUAGUCCUGAAUUUGCUUAAACAGCUACAAGAGUUUUCUACUGCUAUUGAAGAAUAUAAUUGUGCAUUAGCAGAGAAGAAGUAUGUCACUGCUGCUCAGCAUCUGGAAGAGGCACAGAAAUGCUUGAAGUUAUUAAAAUCAAGAAAGUGUUUUGAUUUAAAAAUGUUGAAAUCGCUCAGCAUGGAGCUUACAGUACAGAAACAGAACAUACUUUAUCAUCUUGGAGAAGAGUGGCAGAAGUUGAUUGUUUGGAAGUUCCCACCAUCAAAAGAUACCAGCAGCUUAGAAUCCUGCCUGCAAACAGAACUUCAUUUAUGCACUGAACAAUCCCAGAAAGAGGAGAAGACACCUACACCACCCAUCAGUUCUGUCCUUUUGGCGUUUUCUAUUCUUGGAGAACUACAUACUAAGCUUAAAUCAUUUGGUCAGAUGUUGCUGAAGUAUAUCCUUAGGCCUUUGGCAUCCUCCCCAUCCCUUCAUGCUGUGGUAGAAAGCCAGCCUAAAGCAGUUGUUGUUCGUUUUGAAUCUCUGAUGACUGACCUGGAACAUCCAUUACCAUCUGAAGCUUUUGCGAAGAUCCGACUGGUACUGGAAGUACUCCAGAAACAGCUUCUAGAUUUGCCACUUGACACUGACUUAGAAAAUGAAAAAACAUCUACAAUCAUAUUGGCUGAGAUGCUUGGUGAUGUGAUCUGGCAGGACUUGUCUGAGUGCCUCAUCAAGCACUGUUUGGUUUAUUCUAUUCCAACAAACAGCAGCAAGCUACACCAAUAUGAAGAGAUCAUACAGUCCACUGAAGAAUUUGAAAAUGCCCUAAAGGAAAUGAGGUUUUUAAAAGGGGACACUACUGAUUUGCUGAAAUAUGCUCGUAAUAUCAAUUCUCAUUUUGCUAAUAAGAAGUGCCAGGAAGUGAUUGUGACAGCCAGAAACCUAAUGACCUCUGAAAUUCACAAUACUGUGAAGAUUGUUCCUGAUUCUAAGAUAAAAGUCCCAGACUUACCCAGUCCUGGUGAAGAUGACAAACUAGCAGUGCAGAAAGUGUCUGCAGUUCAGUAUGAUGGAGCAGUGAAUUUAGAGCCUGAAAAUACACUGGACCAACAUUCUUUUUCUUUGCCCACAUGCCGCAUCAGUGAAUCAGUGAAGAAAUUAAUGGAGCUUGCCUAUCAGACUUUACAAGAAGCAACAACCAGUAGUGAUCAGUGUGCUGUUCAACUUUUCUACUCAGUGAGGAAUAUCUUCCAUUUGUUCCAUGAUGUUGUGCCAACAUAUCAUAAGGAGAAUCUUCAAAAACUUCCCCAGUUGGCUGCCAUUCACCAUAACAACUGUAUGUACAUUGCUCACCACUUGCUGACCCUGGGGCACCAGUUCAGGUUAUGUCUUGCGCCCAUUCUUUGUGAUGGCACUACUACCUUUGUGGAUCUUGUACCUGGCUUCAGAAGACUUGGGACAGAGUGUUUUUUGGCCCAAAUGCGGGUACAGAAAGGUGAACUUCUGGAAAGAUUGUCAAGUGCUAGGAACUUUUCAAACAUGGAUGAUGAAGAGAAUUAUUCUGCGGCAAGUAAAGCAGUUCGGCAGGUACUACACCAACUAAAGAGACUUGGAAUUGUAUGGCAGGAUGUCCUGCCAGUGAAUAUAUAUUGCAAGGCUAUGGGGACUUUACUAAAUACAGCAGUUUCUGAAAUCAUUGACAAAAUCACUGCCCUUGAGGACAUCUCUACUGAAGAUGGUGAUAGAUUAUAUUCCUUAUGCAAAACAGUGAUGGAUGAAGGACCCCAAGUAUUUGCACCUCUAUCCGAAGAAAACAAGAACAAGCAGUAUCAAGAAGAAGUUCCAAUCUAUGUACUAAAAUGGAUGCCUUUCAAAGAAUUGAUGAUGAUACUACAAGCUAGCUUGCAAGAAAUUGGAGAUCGAUGGGCUGAUGGCAAAGGACCCCUGGCAAGUGCAUUCUCUUCCAGUGAAGUAAAAGCUUUAAUUCGUGCCUUGUUCCAGAACACAGAAAGAAGAGCAGCUGCCCUUGCUAAGAUUAAAUAAUUACAUUUUUCUGAGAAAAA